Molecule: messenger RNA, 467 nt
Organism: Chelonus insularis
Lineage: Eukaryota; Metazoa; Arthropoda; Insecta; Hymenoptera; Braconidae
Product: ATP-dependent RNA helicase DBP2
Exons: 8
Coding region: 1-360 (119 amino acids)
Source: RefSeq, a predicted model, not a curated record
AUGAAAAUGAAAACUGUAUCUCUGUUUUUGAUAAUCUGUACAGCUGCUUUAGUGAAUGGAACUCCAUGCUUGACAUUUGGACCAUUAUUGGAAAUGAUGAUCAAUAGAGCUCUAGGGUUUAGAAGAUUUGGACCAGAACCUGGUGUGUGGUAUGGUGGAGCUCCAAUGAUUCCUACCUAUGGAGUAAAUAGAGGAUUUAUUCCAGUAGGCAAUGGUGGUGGUGUUGAAUAUGGAGGUGGUGGAGGUGGUGGUCCUGUAUACCAAAAUGGGAAUGGAGGCUAUGGAACUGGAUAUGGCCAGCCUAGCGGUGGAGGUGGUACUGUCGAGAAUGUUGAAUAUGGACGAUUACGAAGAGUAUAAACUGGAAAUUAAAAAAAACGAAUAUUGAAUGUUGAAUUGAGUAAAACAUUUAAUUUACUUACAAUUUAAAUGCUACUACAAGUUAUUUAUAAAAUUGAAAUUCAUUG